Heterocephalus glaber (naked mole-rat) is the source of this 1540-nucleotide messenger RNA. RefSeq names its product potassium voltage-gated channel subfamily E regulatory subunit 1 (gene Kcne1). Gene Ontology annotation, molecular function: potassium channel regulator activity; delayed rectifier potassium channel activity; transmembrane transporter binding. NCBI's taxonomy places the organism in Eukaryota, Metazoa, Chordata, Mammalia, Rodentia, Bathyergidae. The record is from RefSeq and is a predicted model, not a curated record. Gene Ontology annotation, biological process: potassium ion export across plasma membrane; membrane repolarization during action potential; regulation of heart rate by cardiac conduction. Gene Ontology annotation, cellular component: membrane; voltage-gated potassium channel complex.
GCCGCCUCCUGGCUCCCAGAGCCUGACCCCAGCGCGCGGCCGCGCGGACCCUGCUCCUCUCCUGGCCGUCUGGUAGACCCGCAGGCCGGAAGUUUACUUGGGACGUUGACUUUCCGGUGGUGGAAGCUUGCAGUCCAGGAUGAUCUUGUCAAAUUCCACAGCUGUGAUGCCCUUCCUAGCUACUGUGUGGCAGGCGACAGUUCAACCAGACAGCAAUGCAUCUGGCCUGGCCCGCAGGUCUCCUCUCCGUGAUGACAGCAAGCUGGAGGCGCUCUAUAUCCUCAUGGUGCUGGGUUUCUUUGGCUUCUUCACUCUGGGCAUCAUGCUGAGUUACAUCCGCUCCAAGAAACUGGAGCACUCACAUGACCCAUUCAACGUGUACAUUGAGUCAGAUACCUGGCAGGAGAAGGACAAGGCAUUCUUCCAGGCCCGAGUUCUGGAGAGCUGCAGGGCAUGCUAUGUCAUUGAAAACCAGCUGGCCGUAGAGCAGCCCAACACAUACCUGCCUGAGCUCAAGCCUUCCUCAUGAAUGCCACAGCUGGUUAAAGGUGGACAUGCUCCACAUGAUAAUCUGAUGUUUCUAAUCACACACAUCUCAAAGUCUUUAUUGUAUGGAUGCCUCUGGGUUUCUUUUGUCAAUUUUAGGGCUUCGGAGGGAUUAAUGACACUAUGUUCCUAAAAUCACAUUCCUUCUAUAGUAGACUGUUGAUUGUUUCCCAGUAUCUGUCCCUGCCUUCUUAUAUCUAGCAAAAUUCCUGACCAUGGCUUCCAAACGUGUGGGAUGCAGGCUGGACAUAGUGGUUGUCUUAGUUACUUUUCUCAUUGCUGGGCCCAAGAACAAAUUCUCUAGGCCGCCACCAUUCUGGAACAUGGUGCUCUUGGGCUUUCUUCUCAAAGCAAAUGCUUUCGCCUUUACAACCCUGGGCCUACAAAGGCUGGUUCUUGUGAUGUCCUCAGACCAUCUUUUCUUUUCUAUUGUUUGAAAUACUUGGCUUUUCCUUGGUAGUCUUUUUAGUGGCCAAUUUCUCCUCUGUUCCAUCCUUGCAGGCUGCAACUUUACUGGAGCUUCCUUUCUGUCCAAAUUCACAACAUUUUGAAUCAUUCAGCUAGAUUCUUUGCUCUUGAUUAUCAACAUAAAUCUGGCUAAAAGCCCCAACAGUAGCCAUGCUACCACCUCAACAUUAGACUGCCUUGAAAUUUCUUCUACAAGAUUAGUCCACUGCCCUUAAUCUUAGUCUAAUGCAAAGUCUCUGAACAUGAGCAAAAUGCCAACAAACUUUCUGCCAAGACAUAACACACAUUAUCUGGAGUCCAAAAACCAGUGUAAUCCUUCUCAGCAGAAAACUCCUGAGCCUAGUCUUUACCAGAUCAUUUCAGUCAGCAUUCUGGUCUUCUGAGCUCUGACCAGAAUCUCCCAUCAAGUGCAGUCUAAAGUAUUCCAGCUCUACUUUUUCAGCCAGCAUCUCAACUUUUCUUUUUUCCUCCCCCUCCUAUAAGCCAGUUCCAAAGGCUCCUGAACCACAUGGUCAGGUACAGUCAU